Messenger RNA from Megalops cyprinoides (Indo-Pacific tarpon), 1990 nucleotides. Its product is annotated as ras-related protein Rab-6B. The coding region runs from base 145 to 771 and encodes 208 amino acids. The transcript has 8 exons. Lineage: Eukaryota; Metazoa; Chordata; Actinopteri; Elopiformes; Megalopidae. Gene Ontology annotation, molecular function: GTPase activity; GTP binding. The record is from RefSeq and is a predicted model, not a curated record.
ACUGACAGGCAAGGCAGUGCAGCAUUCGCAUCGCUUCGCGGAUAGAAGCGCAUCUUUACACGGCGAGCAUCCACAGCAACAGUACCUGAACCGGGGGAAAGGCAGAACAACUGUCCGCCGCUGUAUAAAAAAAUCAGACCAAACAUGUCUGUGGGUGGUGACUUUGGGAACCCUUUGAGAAAAUUCAAACUGGUUUUUCUGGGGGAGCAAAGCGUUGGGAAAACAUCUCUGAUCACGAGGUUCAUGUACGACAGCUUCGACAACACAUACCAGGCAACCAUUGGAAUCGACUUCCUUUCAAAAACAAUGUACCUUGAAGACCGAACAGUGCGGCUGCAGCUGUGGGACACUGCAGGACAGGAGCGUUUCCGCAGCCUCAUCCCCAGCUACAUCCGCGACUCCACCGUGGCCGUGGUGGUGUAUGACAUCACAAAUGUGAAUUCCUUCCAGCAGACUUCUAAAUGGAUCGAUGAUGUCAGAACAGAAAGAGGAAGUGAUGUCAUCAUCAUGUUAGUGGGCAACAAAACAGACCUGGCAGAUAAAAGGCAAAUCACAAUUGAGGAGGGUGAGCAGAGAGCCAAAGAACUGAAUGUAAUGUUCAUCGAGACCAGUGCAAAGACAGGCUACAACGUCAAACAGCUGUUUCGGCGUGUGGCGGCUGCUCUCCCCGGGAUGGAGAGCAUGCAGGAGACGAGCAAAGAAGGCAUGAUUGACAUCAAGCUGGACAAACCGCAGGAGCCCCCGACCACUGAAGGAGGCUGUUCCUGUUAAUGCACAGGACCCCGACUGGGCGGGCAUCAUUUACACCACAUGCUUGUUGUGUUGCUUCCUAUUGGUUAGCUUCCAGUUGAGUUUUCAGAUUGGAUAUUUGGCCUUUUACAUCUGAUUGGUUGGAACUAGUGUUACUUCAAUCUUCAGUUGUAAAAUAUUGUACUUUACUAACGAAAUUGCCAAAAAAAAAGUCUUAAAAAUUCAAAAAGAAAAAAAAAAACAGAAAGAAAAAAAAUAUGGUAGAUGAAUUCCAAACGUGUGUAUACUUUUUUGAAAAACUAGAAAGGUACAGUUUUUUGUUUUGUAUUUUUGUAUACAUAAGGAAAAGCACUAAAAACAAUGCAGACAACCUAAGUAUUCAGCUUGUUCCAGAACCAGAGGGAUUGGACCCAGCCAGUCCUAUAGCUGUAAAGAAAAAAACACUAGCAUUCCUGACAAUAUACACAGCAUGCAUGCAAGCAGUUUUUCAGCAUUUAUUCUGUCUGCCGAUGUACACAAGUUGAUAAUGUUCAAGCUUAUUAACACCUGUGACUUUAUGCAUCACGUGGAAAGUUCUCUCGUCUGACAUUCCUGUAAAAAAAAAAAUGGAUUUGAAUACUUGAUUUAAGAAUUUGUUUUCAGUCGUUAGUAUGUGUAAAUGUUAUCUAUCUAUACAGGCAACUUUAGAUAGCAACUGGACCCUUUGAAAAAGCCAUGUCCUUUGAAGCAUUGCGUAUUGUUUUAUUUUUGCUGGUGUGAUUUCACAAGCUUUCCCAGACACUGAGACGCACUACACGGUACUGUAUAUAGUAUUUCUAUGGUCGUGAUCAUCCUUAGUUAGAUGCAGUGCUGAUUCACCGAUGAGGAAGACACACAGGGGGUUUUAAAGAACCUAAGGGCUUCACUUUGGCCUUGACUUUUCCCCACCGACAGCCGUGUGUUUCGUUACUGAGUUCUUCGUGUCGUCAGAUUUGUCCAUCGGAUACGAUACAGCUAGCAGGUGUCUCCAUGGCAACAAUCCCGGCAAUAGAUUACUUUAGUUUGCACUUUCAGGCCUUUACGAUUAAGGUGUCAAAGCUGGACAGUUUAAGCAUGGAGCCAGGCUGAGGUGAGGGUGGCUCCCACUGUCAGAUGUCCUGAGACCAAAAGCCAGCACGACAAAACCUGAAACAUCACUGAUGUACUUUGAUGCUUUUGGGAGACUAUCUGAGGAGACCAGGGAGUUGACUUGGAAAAAAAA